AUGGGUGAUAUCUUUUGGGCAGGACUCAAUAAUGAGAAAGUGACAAACCAUGAUCUCAAAGAUAUUGUAUGGGACCUGGAACUGUCACAAAACGUUAUUGAGGCCUAUAUCCAAAUAGAGGAGGAUAAAAUAGAGCCCAUGCAGACAGAGAGUCCACAGUACAUGUCCACAUGGACUUGGGCUUACAUGCAAAGCUUCCAAGAGCCAUCUUGGCACAGGUUCCUGUAUGAACACUUACUUGAAAAACUCGGGAAAUGCAGUGUUCUUUUCUUCCCGAUUAUUUCAAAAGAAGAGUUCCACUUCACACUUCUCACAUUUCACAAAAAUGAACGAAAGUGGAGACACUACAAUCCACUUAGAUCGUUGGGACGUAGAAAAGAAGAAAGGUUAAUAUUGUUGAAGGGUGGCUAGAAUAUAUAAGACCUCAAGCACGAGUGUUCAUAGAAACUAAAAAAAAACCAACACUUGUGAAGCAAAAGGAAGGGCCCCCGACACUUGUACAAAAAGAUUUGACUCCAACUGAAGA
Messenger RNA from Prunus persica (peach), 526 nucleotides. RefSeq lists its product as uncharacterized. The record is from RefSeq and is a predicted model, not a curated record. Lineage: Eukaryota; Viridiplantae; Streptophyta; Magnoliopsida; Rosales; Rosaceae. The coding region runs from base 1 to 411 and encodes 136 amino acids. The transcript is spliced from 5 exons.